GUGACUGGGCAGCAUUUGAUGAAGUUAGCUAAUUAUCUUUAAUUAAUUAAAGUUUUAUAAUGUGCUUAAUAUCCACAACUUCAGUGCGAAGAACACGCGCUUAUUAGUUUUAUGUGAACUUGUUUAAUUAUCAGGGUUGCCAACUUUGGUCAACUAGCUGCAGUGAUGUCAAAGAGAUUCGAAUCUCUUUGGUGAUAUGAGACUGUUGCGUGAGCACGCAUGCACUUACAUCGCGCACAUCUUUUUCUAGCUUAGUUUCAGAAUAUGAGAACCGAUUAAAAACAAAUAAUAAUUUAUUGAUAGACAAUAAACAGCAACAUUUUUCAGCGAACAAACAAUCAACUAUGUGUUGACAUCACGUAGGUUAGUCAAAUCAAAGAAAAUCGUGCAAGUAACUUAGAACAAAGAUACAUUUAUGUGACUGAUGUGAUAUGGAAAGUCAAGGCGGUCUGUCAAGUGAUCUCGAGGAUCAGUGAACGAGUUUAUUUUUCAGAUCUGUAAAUAACUCUGGCGUUAGAUUUCUUGACGGAGCGUGAGAUCAUUCAGAUUAAGGCUGAAAACAUGAGUAUCAGAGGUCAGAUGCAUGAGACUUCGUAGCCCUGGAGUUGUGGAGUACUUCUUGUGAUCAUAGGUCAUUAUUAUGUGGCUAACGUUAACUAAAUUAAAUUUCUUAGGAAGAGUUACGUCCGGUCUGAAGGUAGUCCAAAAGCCAAUUUAAUGUAAUGAGAGGAAUUAUAUUUCGCUAGCUACUUGUCCGUUUACUUACUUUAUCAAUGACUGUGUGCCAUCUACUGGUGGCUGAGCAUAAUUUCCACUGUGCCAUUGUCCAGCGAUGGAUAUGCUGUGGCUACCAAACGUAAUGGUUUAAACUCCAUGGCAGGACUCAUACAGUAGCUUUUUUGGCAAUAAAAUAAUGGCUCGCCGCUUCAAAACUUUAGCAAAUGUAAAUAUAGUUGUGCUUGUUGUUCCCACGUGUUGGAAUUAAAUAACAGUUGUGUUACAAGAAGAUUAUCUAUCAAGACAGUGACGUUUCAGUUGUCUGUUUUUGAUAACACAAAUAAUGUAAAAAUACACAUUUUGUUAGUUAUAUUUCCACAAUCAGACUACUUGUGGGGCAUAGUUUGGAGCGCAUGGUCUACUUUAAAUGUGUUAAAAAAUUCCAUGGUGACAGGAUAUAGAAAACAGCGUCAGCAGUAGUCAUGGUAAUGUACACUUAACAAUAUUGCUCCGACCUAUUGGUCGGAUUUUGGUCUAUGGCUAAAGAUGAGAGUUUUUGAUUUGGGCAUGUGCUCUUAAUGUUUUGUGCUGUUUUAUUACAAAAUUAAACUGCAACAUUGACUGAUCAUUUGGAUUAUGAAAUGUAAUUAUAUGUAAUGCCAGGAAUUAUAUAUGAAAUCCAUAGACCACAGAUUUGAAAAUGCCCAACACAAACAAAAAAGGGAAACAAGCAGAAAAAUUACAUCCAAGGUCAAAUAAAACUGUAGACCGGGAAAUAUUUGAUCUCAGAAAGCUAUUGUCCUACCUCACUGUUUCUCAGAUCAAACAGGCACCAGCAGCGAGUUCCUCCAAAGCACGGAGCACUACUUUCAGCAAGUCCCAGUCCCCUGUCCAGCGCAACAAUGACAGUAGGAGCAAAGCUGCAUUGUCACCAAAUGCUGAGGCCUCAGAACUGGAGAACUUCAGUGUGACCUACAGAAAUCAUAGGAGCUUUAGCAGUCACCCCCAGAACAAGCUGUUUUUGGACAUCUUUACCUGUUUGGUCAGAAACCGGCUCAUGUGCUGUGCCUGGAUUGGCCAAGCCAGUCCUGGACACCUCCUACGAAUAUUGAUUUGUCUGCGACUGUUAAUGAGAGAACCACUUUAUCAGAAAGUUUUCUAUCAACUCCAAGGGAUUGGUUGCCUUGCUCAGUACAUGGAGUCAGUUUCCAGGAGCUAUCUGGAUUGUGAAGAGCACACAUUUGCCAUGGAACAGCUGGUCAACAUGACAUAUAUGUUUCAGAAACUUUCUGUGGUUGAAGAACAGAGGAAAUGGGUUAUUGAGUGUGGAGCUCACAAGACCCUGGUGAAGCUGCUGGCGACGCGUGACAGCAGUGUACUGCUGGGGUCUCUCCUGGCCCUCACCAGCCUUGCAGAGAGCCCAGACUACAAAGAGAAGAUUGGAGAGCUCUUGAUUGUGGAAAAUCUCCUCAUUAUACUGCAAGAGUAUGACUUGCUAUCAAAAAGGAUAGCUGCAGAGCUCCUGAGACUCCUCUGUCCGGAUCGGCAGGUGAGGGAGCAGGUGAAGGCGUACGAGGGCGUGCCGGUGCUCCUCAGCCUGCUCCACUCGGAGCACCUGAAGCUGCUGUGGAACGUGGUCUGGGUUCUCGUCCAGCUGUGCGAGGACCCGGACUCCAGCGCCGAGAUCCGGGCCUGGGGCGGAGUGCAGCAGCUGCUGCGCAUCCUGGACUGUGACAGGGUGUAUGUCUCGGACCGCUCCUCUGUUGAGACGCUGUCCAGUGCCAACGUUGCAGGCCGAAUUGAGCGGCAGCUCAUCUCAGAGGAGCUGAGCCCACGGGAAACGCAGGAGAGCACGCUGUCACUGCAGGCGGCGUGCUGUGCAGCCCUGACAGAGCUUGUCCUGGAUGAUACCACAGCACAUCACGUGGUGGAGGAGAAUGGAGUGUAUGUAAUAGGGAAAUUAAUUCUGCCACAUGACUCACAAACUGGACCAAAAGCAAAAUCUGUUCAGUGCUAUGCCUUUAGAGCCUUAAGAUUCCUGUUCAGCAGGGAGCGAAACAGACAUCUAUUUAAAAGGCUUUUCUCUCCGAACCUGUUUGAGAUGUUUAUUGACAUUGGACAUUAUGUUCGGGACAUCACUGCCUAUGAAGCUCUUCAAGAGAAAGUCUCUCUCCUCUCUGAUGAGGAAUUGAGCAGUCUGAAAGAAGGCAUUGAGACGGUGAACCAGAACAGGGCUCCUCUGAAAGUGAUCAACGGCUACGCUGUUCUGGACCAUCUGGGCAGCGGGGCCUUCGGCAGCGUGUUCAAGGUUCGGAAGCAGAGUGGACAGAACCUCUUGGCUUUGAAGGAGGUGAACCUCCACAACCCGGCCUUUGGCAAAGACAAGAAGGACCGGGACAGCAGUGUGGAGAAGAUUGUAUCUGAGCUCACCAUCAUAAAAGAACAGAUGACUCAUCCAAACAUUGUCAGAUACUACAAGACCUUCUUGGAAAACGACAGAUUGUACAUCAUUAUGGAGCUGAUAGAGGGAAUACCCCUGGCCGAGCACUUCACCUCCCUGAAAGAGAAAGGACAGCAGUUCACUGAAGAGAGAAUCUGGAACAUAUUUAUUCAGAUGUGUCUAGCACUGCGUUAUCUGCACAAGGAGAAGAGAAUCGUCCACAGAGACCUCACCCCAAACAAUGUCAUGCUGGGAGAGAGAGACAAAGUCACUAUCACGGACUUUGGCUUGGCAAAGCAGAAGCAGGAGAACAGCAAGCUGAUGUCAGUAGUGGGCACCAUACUGUACUCCUGCCCAGAAAUAGUGAAGAGCGAGCCCUAUGGGGAGAAAGCGGAUGUGUGGGCCACUGGUUGCAUCCUCUAUCAGAUGGCCACUCUCCAUCCACCCUUCUACAGUAGCAACAUGCUGUCCCUCGCUACCAAGAUUGUGGAGGGUGUCUAUGAGCCAGUGGUACCAGGGCUCUUCUCUGAGAGAGUGACAGACAUCAUUAAAUGGUGCCUGACCCCUGACCCAGACUUGCGCCCUGAUAUCGUAGAAGUCAGCUCCAGGAUUUCUGAUAUCAUGAUGAAGUGCAUGGAUGCUCUGUAUGCUUCCCAGCAUGCUCUUGAAAGAAAGCUGGAGCGAGACAGGAAGCGGGCACAGAAGUAUUUCCUGGAAACCAAUAGGGGUGGACUCUGCCACUGCCACUCAUCACACUCACAGCAGGCCUUUUGCAUGAAGGAUCACAGUUUGAGCAGCAGUGGACCAGCGAUUGUGAAGAGUGACUCCAUCAGAAGCUCUCCCAGCUCCUCCCUGCCUAAUACUGUUACUCCAGGGGAGCAUGGCCCCAGUCAAGAAAUUGGUUCUGAGGAAGAACUGGAUGCCUCUGAUAAAACUUCUACCUCCAGUCCUUGUAGCAACAUAUCUGUUAGGUCUAUAAAGCGCAGUGUCAGUGCUUCUGUAACCGAGGAACCGAACCUUGCUAGUGGAGAAUUUGCUGCCCCAAAACUGAAACCCCGACCAGUCCAACUCUUCUCCACUAACAGUAAGGCAGGGAUCUCCAGAGACAGCUGGCAGACAGUGAGAGCGUCAGCAGGGAUCUGUGUGUCUCAGAGGAAAGUCCGUCAAAUUGACGACCCCAUCCAGAGACUGCUGGUUCUGCUGCAUAAAAUCAUUUUCAUCAGUCAGCUUCCUCCUGCUCUUCAGCACAACUUCAAACGGAGGGCCAUCGAGAGAUUCAAGAAAUCACUGUUCCACUACCGGAGCAGUCCGUACAAUCUGAAAGUAGAGCUCAAGAAGCUCCUGCAGGGUUCUCCGGAAGUGAUUGAACCGUGUUCCAGCAGUACGGAUUGGUUUCCCCUGGUCCAGUCUUUUGGUGGGAAACCUCUUGGCACUGAGGAUCAAGGUAGUAUAAGCUGUAUGAACCAUCAAGAUGGAGUCACCUAUGAACAAAUGCAAACCAUUAUUGAAGAGGUCCUGGAAGAAAGUGGAUACUACAGCACAACACAGCAUUAAGCUAGUUCAGAGGGUCUCUUGGUGAGUCAUGGAAUUAUCACUGUCUAGGUAGAGGGUGCAGUGGUUCUACUGCCAGCUUCCCCAAGAACAUGAGGCCCCCAAGCACUGACCCAAUUCUGACUGGGUCUAAUUCCAGAGCCAUGAUGCCAGUGGGAUGUCUUCUGAGUACCUCAGCUACCCCUCCUGAGCUUAAUUAGGUCCUUAUCUACAUCCGGUACCAGAAAGGUGCCAUUAUCAAUGCACUUUAUCCUUUCUGUGAGUUGAGACACAUGACCAAGUGUCUGAAACUGACAGGUCUAGGGCUGGACACAGGAACGUAUCUGGGUAAAAUUUUACAGAACUCAACUGACUCGUCACAUCUAAUUAAACUGGUGGAAAAGCUUAAGUUGACCUCCAACAUUUGCUGUCAAAUAAAAUACUUUCCCCACAGAAAUUGGUCUGACUUAUACCCUGAGAGUGAAUUUAAAUCUGGUAAUUAUCUAUUAAAAGUUUUUUGCUUUGCAUGUAUUGUGACAGAAAAGAAGCUUUUAAGGUCAGAGCAAUGCCUGACAUCGGUUAGGAGUGUAAUGAAUGCACAGCACAGCUUGUGAAGUGGUAUUUCCGGAGUCCACGGUGGUCUUUCUGCAAUGCUGUGGGAAAUUACUCUCCCAGCACCCUGUGCCUUCAGGGUCUUUAAAAGGGCUUUUGUGUGCACCUGGCUUUUCCGCUCAUGGGUUGUAUACUCCAUACUUUAAUAAAAAGCAUACUUUAGAGUUUAAAUUAUUAUUAGGAAUAUGAUAUUUAAAAUGAAAAUAAGUAUUUCUUAAAUCUUUUGCUCAAUUCAUUUCUGUUUUAUUUUGUAGCAAUCAUCCUCUGCAGACUGUAUCAAAUGCUCAGGGGGAUGUGUGUUUCUUCUCUGUUGUAUGAUCACUUUUCUUGAUGCUAAUCUGCACAUACAGUGUGCUGUUGGGUUCUGUAGCAUUGAGGUGUUUUUUGCUUUGGGAUCUGUGACAUCCCAAACCUGUGGGCCUAAGGCCAGCUGUUGUUUUGUGUAUACAGUAUGCAUAUUUUUGGGUGAUGGAGAAAGAAUGUACCGAAAUCUCAGGAUAACCUUUCCGCACUUUAUAGUGAUUUGUUUCUUCCUUGCUCAGAUGUCUGAAAUUAUUAUGUUUGUGUUUAAUGCUGUGUUGCACAAAGUAAGCUACUUGCCUGUAUUAUAUACAUAUGAAUAUGUACAAUAUCAUGAACUGGAGCUGGAUCAUAGAUCGUGCACAACUUUUCUUUUUAUCAUUUUGUUUGGGUCAGAAGCAAAAUGUAUCAAAAAUCAAUUGUAUGUAAUUGAUUACAUACAAGUUAUGAAUAAGCUGCUUCCUUGCAACAGUUCAUGUUUUCUGAUGCAAUAAAUAUUUAUUACAGCAAAACCACUUGAAGCAGUA
This is a messenger RNA of Anguilla rostrata (American eel), 6126 nucleotides long. It is a transcript of the gene nek10, whose product is annotated as NIMA-related kinase 10. Gene Ontology annotation, biological process: regulation of cell cycle G2/M phase transition; positive regulation of MAP kinase activity; protein phosphorylation. NCBI's taxonomy places the organism in Eukaryota, Metazoa, Chordata, Actinopteri, Anguilliformes, Anguillidae. Gene Ontology annotation, molecular function: ATP binding; protein binding; protein serine/threonine kinase activity. The record is from RefSeq and is a predicted model, not a curated record. Bases 1418 to 4711 code for a protein of 1097 amino acids. The transcript is spliced from 38 exons.